UCUCAAGCAAGUGCUCAAGAAAACCAUAUUUUUCAGCAAACCCAUUUCUCCAAAGCAAUCAAAAUGGCCUCACUGCAAUGCAACAAGCCCGCCAACGACACCUGCCAGCAGAAGUCCAACACCAACGGCAACCACUCGGGCUUGGGCCAGAAAGUGGCCGAGAUGGCGAGCUGGGUCACUGGAAAACACCAAGACUCACAGCACACCACCGCCCAGGCCCAUUGCCACAGCGUGACCCAGGCCCAGCUACAUCCCGACCAUGCAACGUCCAAAACUGAGACUCACUGCGACAGCCAGACCAAGACUAGCACUAACCACAAUGGUGGUGGCCAUGGCAUGGCCAAGCUGACCGGGCAUACUAGUGGCCACGGCCACAAGGCGACUAACGGUGGUGUUGCCGCGGCAGGGUGCGGCGGCAACACCAAGACCAAGAAGAAGGGCGAGCACAAGAACAGCUUGCUUCACAAGAUCAUGGAUAAGGUGUCUGGAAACAGCAGUUGCAGUGACAGCAGCAGCAGCAGCGACGGCGAGAGCGACAAUGAGGGCUGCCCCAAGAGGAAGAACUAAAGAAGCAGCUGUUGCCGUUGCCGGCUGGAGUAUCAUCUGCAGAAUGGAGAUAUAUAGAUGUGAAAUAAAUAAAUAAAUAAAGGGGUAAAAGGAAUGCAACUUUGACUUGGCUUAGGACAAUCUAUGUAUUCCUAUAGU
Messenger RNA from Morus notabilis, 705 nucleotides. RefSeq lists its product as uncharacterized. The record is from RefSeq and is a predicted model, not a curated record. The transcript is spliced from 2 exons. The coding region runs from base 64 to 567 and encodes 167 amino acids. NCBI's taxonomy places the organism in Eukaryota, Viridiplantae, Streptophyta, Magnoliopsida, Rosales, Moraceae.